Molecule: messenger RNA, 1860 nt
Organism: Sordaria macrospora k-hell
Lineage: Eukaryota; Fungi; Ascomycota; Sordariomycetes; Sordariales; Sordariaceae
Source: RefSeq, a predicted model, not a curated record
AUGCUGGUCCUACCAAGGGCCGUUCGCCGUGCCUCGUCCGACGUUGUGCCAAUGUUCACCGCAAGAACCCUCGCAUCGCAGCAUCUCGCCCGACUGCGAUACAUAUCCUAUUCUUCCCGCCUUUCACUCUCUCCCCGCCGCACCCAGUCCCUCAACAACCAGGGCUUUACAUCGAGCUAUGAUCCUAAUGAGAAUGGCCGAGGCCCGAUAUUCUCAAACAAGUCCAGCUUUGGCGUCCCCCAUUUCUACCCGCGCGAUCUGAAGCGGCGCGUAGAUGAUUACGUGGUCGGCCAGGAUCGCGCAAAGAAGACAAUAUGCUCCGUCAUCUUCAACCAUUACCAGAAUAUUCGUCGACGCCAACAUCACGAGGUCCAGGACCAGCGCCUGCGUGAAAAGUUGCAGCGACAAAGAUAUUCUCGAGAUAAUAGAGACAGAGAUCUGCAGGAUCGCGAAGGCUACAGUGGUAGCAGCAGCAGCAACAGGGACAUACAUCCUGUCGAAGACGAGUUUCCGGGCCAUCACGAGUCCGUCAUGGGGACACACCGUGACCGAGACCGAGACCGCGAUCGUGACCAUGAUAUGGUUGAGGACCACCUUGAGACGACGUCUGUUGAUGACUUUUACAUCCCUGAGGAUACCAAUGCUCCUCAGCGCGUAAAGAUCGACAAGAGUAACCUCUUGCUGAUAGGACCAACUGGUGUGGGCAAGACGUAUAUCCUAGAAACUCUGAGCAAGAAGCUCAACGUGCCCUUCACGAUAAGCGACUGUAACUCCUUCACCCAGGCCGGCUAUAUCGGACAAGAUGUGGAAGCAUGUAUCGAGCGCCUCCUCAUCGAAGCGAACUACGACGUCAAGGCUGCCGAACACGGAAUAGUUGUGCUAGAUGAAUUUGACAAGAUUGCAAGACGGGAAACUGUCAACGGGAGGGAUGUUGGCGGUGAGGGCGUCCAGCAGGCUCUCUUGAAGCUUGUCGAGGGUACUAAGGUUACCGUCAAUGUUAAGGAUCACCGGUCGUCAAAGCCGCCCCCGCCUCCCAACCUCAACAUCUCGACACCUGGAUACGGACCUGCUAGCACCACGCCGUCUAUCACUCCUGGCAAAGUCGAACAAUAUAUCGUGGACACCAGCAACAUACUCUUUGUGUUUUGUGGUGCCUUUGUCGGGCUCGACAAGACUGUCCUUCGGCGGGUCGCAAAGCCAUCGAUAGGCUUCGGCGCUGAGGUCAGAAACCAUCGCGUCUCUUCCAUGUCAGGUAGUCAAGAUAUUCUUCCUCCCGAGCUGUACAGCCAUCUACCGCACCAACCUCCGACGAUGCCGGUAGACCUCUCGGGUGGAAGCCUGGCUUCAUCUGGUGGCAGUGGCUUUACUCCGCUUGAUCUAGCCUCGCCGGCCGAUCUCCAGGCCUUUGGGUUUAUCCCUGAGCUUAUUGGCCGUCUACACAACAUCUGCGCUCUGAGUCCUCUCUCCCUUGACGAGCUCUACCGCAUCCUUACGGAACCGCGUAACAGCCUGGUAGCGCAGUACACAGCGCUCUUCGAGACCUACCCUAGCAAGCUGUACUUCACUCGCAAGGCGCUGUAUGCCAUUGCCGAAAAAGCGGCCAAGAACGAGACGGGCGCCAGAGGGUUAAAAAUGGAGAUGGAGCGUGUGCUGGCAGAGCCCAUGUAUGAUGCGCCCAUGCCAUAUGUGCUCAUCACAGAGGGCUGUGUCAAGGGAACAGAGAAGGCCGGCUACUGGGGUAAGGACGGUAGGCUGGAGCUUGAGAGGAUGAUGGCGGAGGAGGAUCAGAAGGGGCUUGGACAAGGACCGGUGGAAGGGGGGAUGGAAAGGUUGAGGGAGGCGGGACAGAGUAGUGCAUGA